AUGGCGUUGAAAUACUUCAAAGGUGGACAAAACAUUGAAAAGCCGUGGGAAAGAACGGAAGACGAGGCAGACGCCGCCGAGAUUUUCCCUAGGGACCAAUGUCUCAGAGUUUGGUUUUCGUCUCACUUUUCAUAACUCGACGGCUGCCCCGCUCACCCGGACGUCCAUCGAUCGUCAGUCUCAGCCUUCAGAAGCCGUCGUCGUCGUCUUCAGGACGAUGGCGUUCUACUUCGCUUUGCUCAACGUCUCCAAGAAGGAGGACCGCGGCGCCGUCUCUCAUCCAGCGCGUCGCCGACGACGUCAUUCAAUUGCUUCCGUCGAUUCGCCCAUCAACGACUACCGCCUUUUGCCGAAGUUUGUGGAUAUUUUCAGAACUUCUUUUUAUUUUUUAAAGUCAAUUUCAUUCUAAGUUUUGAAGUUUGACGAAUUUGUUUAAGCUUUAUGUAGUUGGUGCUAUUUUUUUUAACCUGAAAGAUUGUUACAAAACUUAUUUAUAGACCUAAAGUUGCAUCCUAACUUAACCCUUAAAGAGAGAGCAAAGAAAUUCCGAUCAUGGGCCUAGAAGAACUUGCACGGACGCGAAUAAAACUGAACCUUAGAAUAUCAACAGAACUAUUCAGACCCCACGUUCUCUCUGAUGACGUUGCAGCUGCUCCACCAUCCAAUCAACGUACAGAAGUUCCAGCUCCUCGAGAUAAUCCUCAACCGGAUCAAAAUUCCAAGCAAAAGUCCACGACCCGUCACCUCAACAACGGAGAUGGUCCCUGCACUUCUAGGUAACCUUUUUCGAUCUCAAGAAGAAAAUCGAAAUUACAGGUCUCACACCGACAUCCGGCACGACAACGCACCUGGAACCUUGGCUCGAAGUAAACGAAUGGCGUUUCCAGCCAACGAAAACGGUCCCAGCACGACAAAUCGACGCGAGAUCAAGCCGUCCAGCAGCUGCUUCACGAUGGGAGAAGUGAGGAAGAAGGCCAACGGGACCAGGUCAACGGGAAGAGGUCCGAAGAGAGAAGAGCGACAAGGAACUUCCAAGGAAGCCCAGGAAGCCGUUAGGCCGGCCCUGGUCAAUGGUCGGAGCUUGAAGGAUUUCUCUUCAAUCGUUUUUCUUUCCAGUGAAAAAAUCGCAUCUAUUGAAACGUGGAGGAUCCCCACAAGGGAGCACGACCAGCGAAAGCCGAAGAUCGAGUGGAAUGAGCAACGACAGCGUCGUCAGAAGAGGCGACAGUCCAGGUGAGCUCUGAAAAGUACUCAGCAAGAGCCGUUUUCUCAGCUUCCUCUAUCGAUUCCCAUCGGAGCGCGUUAGCUGGAGGCUCGGCUAGUCCGGUUCAACAGACGGCUAUGAAGGUUCUUUUUUCGAGAAUUUAGUCUUUUAAUAUUUUAUUUGAGCUUUCGGCCUUAUCCGUAUCAUCCAGGCUGAGCGAGCCGAGGUUAAAGAAAGUGACGUUUGAAAACUCGCCCUACGUCAUUUCAAACUCUUUUUUAGGUAACUUUUUUCUAACUUUUUGGAGAUUCUAUGUAGGAACCCAAAUUCCAGUGAUGCUCAAAAAUUUUUUUCUAGGAAAAUUGAUUUUAGCAAGGAUUUGCUGAAAAACUAUAGUCCGUUCUUCGCAAAAUGAAAUUACGGGACUUCUCUGCACCCUCCUCGUCUCUCGGCGACCCUCUCAUGUUCCUGUUCUAUUUCCAUGUGUCUCUAACCUCGCAAGUGAGGGAACAGAGAGACGCAGACACUAGUAGAAUGUCAAGAUGCGGAAAAAACGACUGAAAAAAAUUAUAUUUUAAAUCGACUUUUCCUUUGUUAGACUUAUUGAAGCCGUUGCGAAAAGAGUAUGGAGAGAUUGAAAAAUCUUGGGGAGACUCGAACCCUGACGCUCCUGACGCUAGAAAUGAGUCUUCGCCACUGAGCUACGCUUUCUUCGAGCUUCGUUCGGAAGUGUUGAAAACUGUCGCAAAAACGAAGCGGCCUUUAUCGAGUCUUCCAUUAUUAAUAGGCUAUAAAGACAUUUUAAAAUUAAAAAUGAAAUGAAACAAAAAAGUAGCAUAGAAAUAUUUUCUCAGCUGUUAGAGAUCUCGGCCGAAUUAUAGAAUAAUUGUAGUUGUUUAUCGGUUCGCAAAAGUGUCGUUGGUCAAGAACGGCGAGCAGUUCACCUUGCCUUUCUUGGGAUUGUCGUCUGAAGGGUUGAAGACGACCUUUAAAAAAAAGCAACUUUGAAGGAGAUCGAGCAGUAUUGGUGCGUCGCGGGAGUGGAACGGCCAUUCUGCGAAUGCCGCUCUACGACGAUCCAUCUCCGCCAACGCCGCGCGUUCUGACCAACACCGUCAGUUCCAAAAAUCGACUUUUCAAGCUUCGUCGAAAAUUCAGAAGAUGUUGCGAGGACGAGGCGCAGCAUGUGGCGACGGUUGGUGGACGCCGUCGGCCUCGGCGGAAGGUCACGUCGAAAAUCGCGUCAAUCGAGCCAUCGAACGCGCCAGCAAGUUGGUUUUCACCUUGUGUUUUUGAUUUUGAGCAGAAAUAGAGUUUGAAAAAUAAUCAAAUCUGACAGAAAUUGGUCUCAUCCACUGUUCGAAGUCUACUGGAAUUUGUGCCCUUUUUUUAACCAAUCAAAAAUUUUUAUUUCUCCCUCACAAAUACUUAGAAUUGACGGAGUAUGCUUUUUUAGAUGUUUUAUUUUUGCAUAGCCUAGCCUCAGUCACAUCCAUUAACUUGUUUCGCAACAAUAUAAUGAUUUUUCUUCUUCUCUUAUCGCUGCUCUUCACAUUUCAUUUCCAUAAGGAAUUUUAUAAAGAAAACGUCAAUCUGCCUCAAAACAGCUCAAUUACUCCUCAGACCUUCGCUGAAAAGACUUUUGCGAAGACGUUCGACAUCUGACCGCAACCGGAUCAUGGCAUAUCGCAACAACGGCUACCUCAACGCGUCGGAAGAAGUUCCGCACCAUGGUUCAUCCAGAAACUCCCUUUGUUUCUCCACAACUUCUGUUUGAGGCUCAAAGAACCUGAUGACGGUGUCCGUGGAUCGGCCGUCGUAUUCGCGGCAGGACUGA
Molecule: messenger RNA, 3041 nt
Organism: Caenorhabditis auriculariae
Lineage: Eukaryota; Metazoa; Nematoda; Chromadorea; Rhabditida; Rhabditidae
Source: the annotation of a GenBank genome assembly